CCGUUACGCAAUUUAACACCAAAAAAACAAAAUUAUUUCCGUCCACCAUUUAAACACUCCAACCAAAGCCGCCGUCGUUAACCCCGCCCUCUCAUUCUCUCAGCUUCCCUCCUCCUCCGAUCUCAGAACCAAACCCCGGACGGCGAGAUCGACGCUCAUUUACCUCCCACUUCAAUCUCAUCUCAACCGUCCACCUGUGCUCUUCCUCCACCACAGCCGGCCAGUAUACUGUAUACAGAACUGGAUGGAAAGUUCUAGACCGGCUCAAUCCGCGUGAAGCAACUAACUCCGAUUCCGCGAGAUCGUCAAGACGGAGUUCGCGAAGCCACGUGGCGCGAUGAGGGGGAGCCUGAUGAACCGGCGAGGGGUUCAGAGGUUCCGGCAGGCGCUGAUCUCGACCGUCGGAUCGGUCAAGAUUAAGCUCGUGCUCGGAUUCUGCAUCGGCUUCACUCUUAUCGCUCUCGCCGGCAGGGCGUCGGAGUUUAUGGGGUGGACGACGAGUCGCAGUGCUUCUCUGGAACGGUUCUCCGAUUCGAGGAAAGGAUAUGCUAUUGUUAUGAACACAUGGAAAAGAUACGAUCUCCUGAAGCAGUCUAUAUCUCACUAUUCGAGAUGUCCUCGGCUUGAUUCGAUACAUAUUGUGUGGAGUGAGCCGAAUCCUCCAUCAGAUGCUCUGAAGAAGAUUAUGUACCACAUUAUAGAGUUGAACACUAGAGAUGGACGACAGGUUAAAUUGAAGUUUGAUAUCAAUAAGGAAGACAGUUUGAACAACAGAUUUAAAGAGAUUCCGGAUUUGGCAACGGAUGCUGUUUUUUCUAUUGACGAUGAUGUCAUAUUCCCUUGCUCUUCUGUAGAAUUCGCUUUUGAUGUUUGGCAAAGUGCAUCAGAUUCUAUGGUUGGCUUUGUGCCUCGUAUGCACUGGGUUGAUCCCACGAAUGGUCGUAUGGAUCAUUACAUAUAUGGUGGGUGGUGGUCGGUUUGGUGGACUGGUACAUACAGUAUGGUACUGUCUAAGGCAGCCUUCUUCCACAAGAAGUACCUAAAACUCUAUACAAAUGAAAUGCCAGCAUCAAUCAAAGACUUUAUAACCAAGAACAGGAACUGUGAAGAUAUUGCUAUGUCUUUUCUUGUAGCAAAUGUGACUGGUGCUCCUCCUAUAUGGGUUAAAGGCAAGAUAUUGGAGAUUGGAUCAACUGGAAUCAGUAGCAUGGGAGGCCAUACUGAAAAAAGAACUCACUGUGUUGAUAGAUUUGCUGCUGAGUUUGGGCGGAUGCCAUUGGUACCUACUUCGGUGAAAGCUGUUGACAGUCGCAACAUCUGGUUUUGGUGAUUUCAAAGCUUACAUUCUGUUUAAUCAAAUUGCCGGAAGAGUUUCCAGUCUUUGAGCUCCGCGUAGGACAUUACAAUAGGCUAUAACUGUCGAUGCUUGUUGGUUCCUGAGUUGUAUAAUAUUGCAUUCCACAAUAUUAGUGACAGUAGCUAAAUUAGCACGCCCAUAUUAGACGAAUUUCUUGUAUUGAUACCAUCUAACACGAGGCGGUUAGAUAUAAUUUUCCAAGUCUAA
Molecule: messenger RNA, 1564 nt
Organism: Argentina anserina (silverweed cinquefoil)
Lineage: Eukaryota; Viridiplantae; Streptophyta; Magnoliopsida; Rosales; Rosaceae
Product: glycosylinositol phosphorylceramide mannosyl transferase 1
Exons: 5
Coding region: 338-1330 (330 amino acids)
Cellular component (GO): membrane
Molecular function (GO): glycosyltransferase activity
Source: RefSeq, a predicted model, not a curated record